GGGGUCAUCAUGGCUUCUUCACAAAAAUACAGAAGUGUUUCAGGCAAGUCUUAUGAAUACAGAGACCCGGAAGAAGAAGACAGUGUCACGAAUAUGUUUGAUGUUGUGCUACAAGGAAGAAUGAGAGAGAAAAUCGUGCUCCAGCAGCUGAUCGUGAUUGCUUGCCUCCCCGAUCAUCUUGCUGACAAGACAGAAAUAGGAGCUCAUUAUGAAAGACUUAACUUCCAGCUCAGCAAACAGUACAUACUGGAUCACAUGACAGGCCUCCUUUUAAUCUAUCCAUCCUGUGUGCUGCAUGUCAUCGAAUCAUCCAGGGAGGUUCUGCUCUCUGUUCUGAAAGACCUUAAAGAGAUGCAACAACAGCAGGAAUGUGACCUUGCUGAAGAUCCAAAGGUUGUGUUCAUGGACAAUCAUCCUGAGAGCAGGCUGUUCCAGCAGUGGAGCUACAAGGUUCUCAGUGCAGAUCAGGCUUUGAGAGACACUGAAGCUAAGAGACUUGAUGAAGAGGAAGAGAGCACAGAGACUGUGGUCUGCACUCUUCUGUCUGCACUGCAGAAACUGGAACACAUGGACAUAUCCAAGAAGGCUGGACCCGGGUCUGUGCUGGAUGAAACUCCAGAGCUAAUCGUCUCUCAGAAGGUUCUGGACAAACUUCUGACUCGAGAUGAACUCCUGACUCCAAAGCAGUACUUGCAGAUGUACGACUUACCGUUACACAUCAACAUGGACUUUGGACAAGUAAUUCGGAGCAGCUGCCUCACCACAGUUUAACUUUUUGAAUAAAUGUCAAAGGUAAAAGCUCA
This is a messenger RNA of Labrus bergylta (ballan wrasse), 803 nucleotides long. The record is from RefSeq and is a predicted model, not a curated record. NCBI's taxonomy places the organism in Eukaryota, Metazoa, Chordata, Actinopteri, Labriformes, Labridae.